GCGGCCCCCGCCUCCCCCCGGGCUCUCGGGCCCCCGCCGGGCCUGGGGCAGCGCUGGCGGGAGGACGCUGCGCACGCGGCUCCCCCGCCCCGCGCGCCCGCCCCGGCCCCGCCGUUAUUCGGAUGCGGAGGCCGAGACGGGCAGCGCCGAGAGCGCGGGGGUCCCGGACCAUGCUGGGGAGCGGGCGGCGGCGCCCGGCGGACUCGCGGCCCGACCAGUGGGUGCUGGUUGCACCAGAGCCUGUUACUGAUCUUCCUAUGAAACCUGAUGGUGGACCUUUAUUUACAAGACUGCGUAAUCCAAGUACAGGGGAAGCUGCCCUCUACUUAUUCAAUAGCAGUGCACAGCAGCUGUUUGAAGUAAAAGCUUUUCAUGAAGAAUAUCGUUCUUGGUUUAUAGGUCAGACUGUUCAACAUGAUGGACGCCUAUUGUUUGCAACACCAAUGGAUCCUUUAUUUCUGGUGCUUUUCUACCUCAUAAAGGCAGAGAAAGAGAAAGGAAAGUUCCAACCACUGGAUCAAGUUGUGAUUGAUUCAGAAUUUUCUAGCUGUACGAUGUUGCUACAGUGUGCAGGAGUUAUGGACUCGCUACAUCAUGUGAUAGAAGAAAAAGAAAUUGGCAAUAAGAAAUUUUAUAAAUACAGCCAAGAGAAGACAUUGAAGUGGUUAAAGAAAAAGGUCAACCAGACAGUGAAAGUACUUAAAAGCAGCAAUGUAUGUGUGGGUGGAAGGGUGCAAUUGGCUACAUUUAUCAGCGGCAAACAAAUCACAGAUGUUAAAGAAGAUGACUACAUACGAUAUGCCCAUGGUUUAAUAUCAGAAUAUAUUCCUGAAGAUCUGAGUGUUGAGCUAUCUAAGUACUUGCAGCUUCCAGAACUUACAAGUCCAGAAGCAGAUCCCCCACUAAAGAUGUCAGUAAAAAGCCGUCAGAGGAAGAAAUGAAGAACACAAUGAGGCUUGGUUAUAUCACUUUUCAUACUCUCAGAGCAGCUUUUAAAAACUUAUAUGCUUUCUAAAAGUGAAUUCGUAGAACAAGGCAUCCCUAAGCUUUAAGAAACAGUUAAUGUAAACAGAUAACAUUGUUGAACAAGCUGUGUAUUAAUCAUAUGCAGCUUCAAAUUUUAUAGCUAAUACAAUAUUGCUCUGUAAGGCCUUUUCAGGAAGGUACUUUAAGCACAUGUCUAAAUGUAAGCAUGUGAGUAGUCCAGUGGGUCUGCUCAUGUGGUUAAAUGCUUUGCUUGGUGAGGGCCCAAGUGCUCAAGCCUACAACGUGCUGAGCACUCUGACCCUGAUCCAGCAAAGGCACAUACUCUCAUGCUUAACUUGAAAUACAUGAGCAGUCCCACUGACAGGUUUGCCUUUGUGAUAUCCAUAGAAUUCAUGCAUACAAUUAAGCACAUGCUUCAGUACUUCGCUGGAUCAAGGCCAGAGGUUUGAGAAUCAGCUCCUAAAAAUGCCGUAUUUCUGUAGGAUUUUAAAUAAUUUUCACUCUUUUAUAAAACUUCUGAUUAAGUGGUGACUAUUGCAAUUUAAUAAGAUUCGGUUACAUAUCUAUGUACAUUGUUGGGCACGUCUCUUUUGUUGUAGAUUCCAAACUCUGCUGGGAAGCAGAAUUUUCAUUACAGAUAGGAAAGCAUUAAAAAUUGGGCAAAAAAAAAAUCCCCUUGCUGCUAAAUUCUGAAUUUGGGAAUAAAUUAAAAAUCUAUUAUGUGAGUAAGGUCCACCCUCACCUCCUGAAAUUAUAGUAGUUUGAUUUGCAUCAUUCUACAAUGUUUACGCUUGAAUCAGUGUUUUCGUUAUAAAGGCAGGAGUAUAAAAAUAUGAUCAUAAGAAGGCUGAGAGCUAAUAUUUUUGUAAUGGAUAAGAUACUGAAAAUGUGCAUUUUAUGAUACUAGAACUAAACAGCAACAAAGAGUCCUGUGGCACCUUAAAGAUUAACAGAUCUUUAAGGUGCCACAGGACUCUUUGUUCCUUUUUACAGAUCCAGACUAACACACUCCCCCUCUGAUACUAGAACUAAACAGAUGGUUUUACCUUUUUACAGAUUACUCCAUUUUGUUGGAUUAUCUGGGGGAAGUGGAAAGCCAACAAAUAAUGAGAGAAUCUUAAUUUCUGUGCAUGCAUGAUAAAUUUUAGGGGACUGAGUUUCAAUCAAACUAUCCUGCUGAGAAUAUUUAGAACGUAGAUUGUAUGUGCAAGAACAGCAGCGGGAUUAUAUGAGAGGACAUAACUUCCCUAUGUGGUCCAAAACCCACUGCUUAGUAACAUUCACUGUAACUGUUUCUAUCAGGCAUAUGGUAUGUAUUUGCAAAAAUGAUUGCCUUUACCAAACUGCUGUUAACAUGAAAUUUUGCAAUAUAGAUAUUGUAAACUAGUAAUUAACAACAGUUUUAAAAUGACUGGCCAUAUAUUUUUAUGAAUCUUAACUAUGGGCCCAAUUGACCAAGGCACUUAAGCAGGUGACCUAUGUGUUUACAUAAAGCCUAAAUAUGUGUAUGAGAGUGAUGAGGUGGGUGAGGUAAUAUAUUUUAUUGGACCAACUUGUGUUGGUGAGAGAGACAAGCUUUUGAGCUUGGAACCUUGUGUCCAGCUGUGACGUGCUGAGUACCUUUCUCAGGCCUGAAGAAGAGCUCUUUGUAAGCUUGUCUCUUACAGAAGUUGGUCCCAUAAAAGUUAUUACCUCACCCACCUUGUCUCUCUAAUAUUCUGGGACCAACACGACUACAACACUGCAAAUAAAUGUAGUGUUGAGGGGGGAAAUAUUUUGGCCCAAUUCUGCAAUCAUGUGUCAUGCCCAGGGAAGUCAAUGAGAGUUCUGAGUAGAGUUGAUUGGGAUAUUUCUGGGAAACAAUAUUUCAACACGAAAGGGGGGCGGAGGGGAGAUGAUUCAAUUUUUGUUUGUUUCAGUUUCUGACCAGCUCUAGUUUUGAAUAGGAAAGAAGGAUUGGAAAGGAAAGGAUUGCAGGACUAAGCCCUUAAAUGUUUAAGACUCUUCUAUGAAAUAAAUCUAUGAACGCUCGUUUUAGAAUCCU
Molecule: messenger RNA, 3031 nt
Organism: Mauremys mutica (yellowpond turtle)
Lineage: Eukaryota; Metazoa; Chordata; Testudines; Geoemydidae
Gene: RNASEH2B
Product: ribonuclease H2 subunit B
Exons: 10
Coding region: 123-941 (272 amino acids)
Biological process (GO): ribonucleotide metabolic process; RNA catabolic process
Cellular component (GO): ribonuclease H2 complex; nucleoplasm
Source: RefSeq, a predicted model, not a curated record